Messenger RNA from Closterium sp. NIES-67, 1258 nucleotides. The record is from the annotation of a GenBank genome assembly. NCBI's taxonomy places the organism in Eukaryota, Viridiplantae, Streptophyta, Zygnematophyceae, Desmidiales, Closteriaceae.
AAGCACUACUACCCAGCACAGCUAGCAAUUGCAAGCAUCGCAAGAACAGCACGCAAACACCUUCUAAUUCGCUCGACUUAUAGCAGCUGCAUCGUCGGCAGGACGAAGCAACCGUUGUGGACACUCUGGAGUAACAGAGCGGCAAGAGCCCUCCACGAGUCCUCUGUCCAGCUGACUGGUUCCGCGCGGUAAACUGCACGCGGGAGUGCGCUCCGUACGCUUGAGCCAAUUUUUUACGAUUCCUCGGAACGGCCUUAUCGGGUUUCAUGGCGAAAUCGACCUUAGCGUUUGCAUUGGCGGCUGUCCUCGGUGUCGCCUUUUUGGCGGGUUCGGCGCUUGGGGCGGCAACGGUGCCAAACGGCAAGCCGUGCUACCUGACGUCAGCGUACAAACCAGUCAAGCCGUGCGCUGGCGGCCCUGCCACUUGCGUCGUGAAGAAUAUCCCUCCGUCCGGCGCUAGGGACACUCGCAUAUCGGGAAUCUGCAACAGCACCUACUACAACGGUCCCUACUGCGCGUUCGCGUCGCAGCCAUACGCCGUGGGCACGAGCAACAUCCCGGGGAACCCCAACUGCCCGCGCUGCACCUGCACGCUGCAGAAAGGCGGCAGCACUACCACUACCACCACCGCCGCUGGUGCUACUAAACGCGUGUUCGCUCAAACGGCUUCGUCGUCGCGCAAGCCUGCUGGUUCCAUCAAGGCCAAAUCGACGGCCACCUGCGUGUGCAACAGCGGCGCCACUGUCAGCGGCAUCGGCGGCGGAGGAACCCCCUGCAAGAUCGGCUUGGAUGGGAAGCUCGUGGCAGGCUCGUCGUGCCCUGUGACGCAGUCGUCGUGCUUUAUCAACAAGGUGGGGAUCAACGGAGCUGACUCUGGAGAAUGCACAGCGCCCCAGUCGAUUUCCCCGAUGGCGUGCAGCUCUGCGGGCGAGACGUGGGGUAUGCGCUACUAUGCGGUGGGCACCAUCGACAUUCCCGAGCCCGGCAACUGGUGCUCGCGCUGCAAAUGCGGCCCCUCGGGCCUCACGGAAUGCAAGCCCAAGUCUCCGUGCACACCACCCAAGUAGACGAGCUACAAGUGAACGGAACGGUGGCAGCGGGACAGCAGAACGGACUGUGUCCCAGAAAUGCCGCCGCAGAUUUCCUCUUUGCUGUGUCUUUACCAUGCUCCUCAGCUUCACUAAUAAGCGCACUCGCGCGAAGAGUUGUCCUAACCAUUCUCACAAUCAGAACGUGUUCAAAUUAUUCUAUAUACAGA